AUGACAACAGCACACAGGCCUACGUUUGAUCCGGCUCAAGGCAGGGAGGCCCCUCGUGGGCCAGCUUAUCACCAGCGCCUCCUUCCUGCGUAUAUGACCUUGAAAGUCAGACAACCUGGCCAAGGCAGCGAAGAGGAAGUCCGAAAGCGAGACUUGAGAGCGGAGUUGCUGGCUGCCGAGGCUGCGCACUUCGCGAAGACUAAGGGCACCAAGGAGGAGACAACUACUGAGAAAGUUUCGGCACCUAAACGUCAGCUAGAGGAUGGUACCCAUGACGGUGGUGGGCCCGAAGAGGAAGAGGAUCUGGAAGCCAAACGACGGCGAAUAUUGGAGGAAACACGAGAGAUAGAUGCAGAUUCCAUUGCGUCCGACAGCGAUAGUAGUGAGGAAGAUAGGUGGGUGCCCAUUCCGGAUUCGCAAGGCCAGACUAAGCUGACAAAUUCAGCGAUGACGAAGAGGAUGAAGCUGCCGAGCUCAUGCGAGAAUUGGAAAAAUAAAGAAAGAGCGACAAGCGCAGAAAGAGAAAGAGAACAGGAGCAACGAGAGUACGAGAUUGCCAGGGGUAACCCAUUGCUCAACCCUCAGGAUUUCAAUAUCAAACGACGGUGGGACGACGACGUGGUUUUUAAGAACCAGGCCCGUGGUACAGAAGAAAAGAAGAGCAAGGAAUUUGUCAAUAGUUCAGGAUCUGCUGCGAUCAGACUUUCACAAACGAUUCAUGUCGAAAUACGUGCGAUGAUGUUGCCACUGCAUCCUCCAUGA
This is a messenger RNA of Rasamsonia emersonii CBS 393.64, 762 nucleotides long. RefSeq lists its product as uncharacterized. Gene Ontology annotation, cellular component: catalytic step 2 spliceosome. Gene Ontology annotation, molecular function: RNA binding. Bases 1 to 762 code for a protein of 253 amino acids. Lineage: Eukaryota; Fungi; Ascomycota; Eurotiomycetes; Eurotiales; Trichocomaceae. Gene Ontology annotation, biological process: mRNA cis splicing, via spliceosome. The transcript is spliced from 7 exons. The record is from RefSeq and is a predicted model, not a curated record.